Symbiodinium natans is the source of this 245-nucleotide messenger RNA. Lineage: Eukaryota; Dinophyceae; Suessiales; Symbiodiniaceae. The record is from the annotation of a GenBank genome assembly.
GCCGCAGCCCAUCGCGAGCAUCUGCAAGGGAGCGAGCCACCAGUGCCGCCUCACCAGAUCCUUGCGACAAAGAGCAGCAGCUGAAGCGGAUCUUUGGCCCUACUGGCAUGCCCCAAGCUCCUUAUCCUUAUCCAUUAAAGCCUGACCCACUGAACGUGUGUCUUUUCGACGUGGAUCUUGUCUUCGAAAGGCUGCUGAAUGGACCUGCACCAGGGGCCCGCGUCGGCAACAACCUGCCGAACUGA